GUCGACUACCAAGGCCAAGAAUAUCGCGUGUGUUGGCUCGGAGAUUGGCGAAAACCACCUGAUCUAUCGUCAUUUCCGUCGCUCGAUGGUGCAACCGCUUCGCAUAUCCCUCAUGGCUCUCAGGUAAAUGAGCUCUGGAGUGCCUCUCAAGUUAUUGGGUAUGGCUCGGACUUUCACAUCAGAGAGUUGAGCAAUUGUACAGAUGGCUUUCCGAUCUGCAAGGUUGCAAUCAACGAGCGACAGAGACGCCUCAUCCAGGAUGAGUUUUUACUCCUCCAGUAUUUCUCAACGUUGCAACUCAAUCUUCCGGUCGUACGAAUAUGUUCUAAACCGCUCCAAGAUGAGCAGGGUAUUUUUGGCUUUUAG
Ilyonectria robusta is the source of this 366-nucleotide messenger RNA. RefSeq lists its product as uncharacterized. The record is from RefSeq and is a predicted model, not a curated record. The annotation marks the transcript as partial. NCBI's taxonomy places the organism in Eukaryota, Fungi, Ascomycota, Sordariomycetes, Hypocreales, Nectriaceae. The transcript has a single exon.